GUUUAAUAUGGCAACUAAGAAAGCGGAAGUCUCCAAGGCUUCUGGGGAAGAAAAUGGGGAGGAGCUUGAUGUCUUUGGAGACAUACCCCAAGCCAGGUUUGGUCAUACCGUCACACUCGUCAGUAGCUCAAAGGCAGUACUAUUUGGAGGUGCUACAGGAGAUACAGGAAAGUACAUUAUGACAGGAGAUACAUACUUAUUCAAUAUUUUAUCAAAAACAUGGGCAAAGCUAAGUGUCAAAGGAGUUCCACCAAGUCCAAGAGCAGCUCAUCAUGCUACAAAUGUAGAACAAAUGCAGAUGGUUGUCUACGGAGGAGCGACUGGAGGUGGAUCUUUGGCAUCAGAUGAUCUCUUCCUUCUUGAUAUGAGAAAUGGAGAGGAAGAAGCGACCUGGAUGAUAGUACCAGUCGUCGGUUCAACGCCAGGAAGAAGAUACGGACAUACCAUAGUUUUUGCUAAACCACAUCUUUUAGUAUUCGGUGGAAAUACCGGCUCAGAACCCGUAAAUGAUGUAUGGUGUUUGAGCGUCGAAAAAGCACCCUUCUCAUGGACUAAACUCAAUUGUGGAACUAAUGUUCCUCCUGUUAGAGUUUAUCAUUCUGCUGCUCUCUGCUCGACCGGAUCAGCAACAGGAAUGAUGGUUAUUUUCGGAGGCAGAACUAGCGAUUCGAGCGCCCUAAAUGAUACUUGGGGGUUAAGAAGGCAUAGAGAUGGAAGAUGGGAUUGGGUUCCAGCUCCCUAUAAGACUAACAGCGAGAUUCCUACUUAUAGAUACCAGCACUCGACUCUUUUCCUCGGUCCAUUAAUGAUAGUAAUUGGAGGAAGAACUAACACUGUUGGAGAAGUAGUUCCUUUAGAGGUAUAUGAUACUGAAAGUUCUGAAUGGACUGCUUUUCACUCACUUCAAAGAUUCAGACAUGUCUGAUGGGCAGUUGGGUUUACAAUGUACAUCCAUGGAGGCUUCGAACAAGACACUCCCAAUAUUCCUAUCAAUGUAAUCUCCACUAUUGAUGGUGAGAAAUUGUUUGCAGAUAGCGAAAUCCUAUAUGGAAAAAUGAAGAAUGCUGAAAAGAAGGACAGCAAGACAAAAGACAAAGGGAAAGGUGGAUAUAAAAAUCAAACACCUUACAAGUAUAAAGGAGGAACUGGUGAAAAGGAGUUCAAAUUAGCUCAUACCGCUCAUAUAGCUCACUGUUAUAGUAAAGAAGUCGCUCCACAUGCACCUGAAACAGAUUUUUCGAAACUUGUCAGACAAAUUUCGAUUGACAAACUUGAAGAGGAAGCUAAGAAGAUAGGUCCUCCAAUCCCUGGAUCAGCCUCCCAGAUUGUUAAAAAUCCAAAGGAAGCUCUUUGCACUAUGUUCAUUAAUGAUCUUAUUAGACCAAAGGAAUGGCAAGAAUAUCCUAUUCAGGAUGAGUUCAGAUUUAAAGAGACUCAUAUACAUGAGUUAAUAGAAGAGUGAAAAAUGAUAGUAAACUCUCAGCCUAUUGUACUAAAGGUCAAACCUCCCUGCAAAGUAUUUGGAAAUAUCCAUGGGCAAUAUAUCGACCUUAUGAGAUUCUUUGAUGUCUGGAAGUUCCCCGGAGAAGACUCCCAAGGAGGUGAUGUCAGUGCUAAUGAUUACAUUUUCCUUGGAAAUUACGUUGACAGAGGAUCGAACUCUCUAGAAGUAAUCUGUCUCCUAAUGGCACUGAAGGUGAAAUACCCUGAUCAAAUUCAUCUCCUCAGAGGAGCUCAUGAGGAUAAGAUUAUCAACUACGAAUGAGGCCUCGCAGACGAGUGCAGAGCUAGACUCGGUGAAGAUCCUGAUGACAAGGAUUCAGUGUUUCAAAAACUUAAUGACUUCUUCGAGCACCUUCCUCUUGCUGCUUCUAUCAAGAACAAGAUCUUCUGUAUCCAUGGAGGUAUUGGUUCAAGAGUCAAUAGAAUCAAUGAGAUAGAAGCCCUUAAACGUCCGAUUGAAAUUCCAGAAGAAGUGACUACUCAAGAACAACAAAUUGUGAUCGACUGUUUAUGGAGUGAGCCUACAGAUUCUGAUACUGAGAUGGGGGUUGUUACAAAUUCUGAGCGAGCUGCUGGAGGCAAGAGAAACCUCGUCAAAUUUGGCCCAGACAGAGUAGACAAAUUCCUAAAAACUAACUAUCACUUUAUGAUUCUUAGAUCCCAUGACAUCGUAUCAGGAGGAUAUUCCAAGUUUGCUGACGGAAACUGUAUCACUAUAAACUCGUGAACAGACUUCAUUGGAAGUUAUAACAACGAUGCUGGCUUCUUUGUUGUUCAAAAGAAACUCGAAAUAACACCAAAGAUAAUCAGACCUUUGAAAACUACAGAAAAGAGAUGGCAAGAUGAACAGAAAGGUGAAAUCGCUCCUUUGAAAGAUAAAAGUUCAGAUUAA
Moneuplotes crassus is the source of this 2395-nucleotide messenger RNA. The record is from the annotation of a GenBank genome assembly. Lineage: Eukaryota; Ciliophora; Spirotrichea; Euplotida; Euplotidae.